Cladophialophora immunda is the source of this 1654-nucleotide messenger RNA. RefSeq lists its product as uncharacterized. Gene Ontology annotation, molecular function: oxidoreductase activity. NCBI's taxonomy places the organism in Eukaryota, Fungi, Ascomycota, Eurotiomycetes, Chaetothyriales, Herpotrichiellaceae. The transcript has a single exon. The coding region runs from base 41 to 1219 and encodes 392 amino acids. The record is from RefSeq and is a predicted model, not a curated record.
CAUUCCCGCCUGCAACUGUCCCUCGCGAGCAACAUUUUCAAUGCUGGCAAGAUGCUCGAGAGAGGCGCCGAACAACUUCAAGAGAGCUUUCAGGCCGCUAUGGCUGGGGCCAUGGAGGCGGUUCAGCUCGUCGACUCUCGAAAAUCAACCCAAGCCCCCUAAUGCAAACAAGCACUCUCCGAAUCGAGCCUAUCGACGUCUCGCCGUUGGAGUCGCACUGGGAGGUGGUCUAUACGGACUUUGGCAGGCAUACCUAUACUCGCUGAAACGCGACUCGUUCGUCGCUUACACGCUCACUGCAAAGGAACCUGUCUCCUCGACCGCAAGCAUAUUUCACCUGGUACCGAAGCGACAAAACCAGAAUUACGAGAUUUACAAAGAUGCUUGGAGGAGAGGUAUCUGGAACGUCCAGUUCAAGCAGCCGCAGCUCCAGAUAGUCAGAGCAUACACACCAUUACCGCCCACUGAUGAGAAGACUGCAGAAGAGAAGGGCGAAAUCAGGUUCUUGAUACGAAAGGAUCCAUAUGGCGAGGUCUCAAGUUACCUUCACAGGCUGCCCAUUGGCGCCGACAUCGAAAUGCGAGGACCUAGCUUAGAGUACGAAUUGACUCCAGAGGUGCGGCAAGUGGUUUUCUUUGCGGGAGGCACGGGCAUUGCACCCGCUUUGCAGGUGGCACACGCCCUAUUUGAAGGCAGCAGCCCUGCAGCAAGUCACGAAGCAAACAAAGACCGAAAGUUGCAUAUCUUAUGGGCAAACAGAAUGCGAGAAGACUGCGUGGGUGGCGUCAGCGAUGAACCCCCUGCGGAGAGGUCGCCUCCUAAGCCGACCUGGUCAGGCUUCUUCUCGAAGCCGAAACAGAAACCACUACCGCCAGUUUCUGAGAAGAAAGGUGUCAUCGUGCAAGAACUAGAGGCUUUGAAACAAAGGUACCCAGGCCAGAUCACGGUGGAAUACUUUGUCAAUGCUGAGGAUACAUGGAUCGAUGAAGACGCGGUUUUGCGGGCACUGUCCCGAUUUGAUGACAAGGACUUCUCGACAGGGUACGCAACGUCUCAGGAAAAGAGGCAGAUUCUCAUCUCUGGGCCACCUGGCUUCAUUGCCUAUCUUGCCGGUCCCAAGGAAUGGAGAAAUGGGAGGGAAGAACAAGGCGCCGUCAGUAAGCUUGUCGCGCAUGCCAUUUCCAAAAACCCCCACAAUGUCAAGGUGUGGAAAAUAUGAGGGAGACUCAAACCAUGAUCUUCGACCCACUGCCAUCCAAAAGCACCAGCGCUUACCGUUACGAGCUCCGUCGGACGUGUCGCUGAGGUUGACGCAUUGACCAGUACACAGAAUGUGAUGCUGAUUCCUCCCAGCCUGGGGUUCAGUGUCCAGAAUGACUUGGAUCACUAGUCGAUGUCAACACAGAACCCGGCGAUGGUUCUUUUCAUGUUGGCAUCCAGUGCUAAUAUUGGCCAUUCAACUCAAGGCACAGCCCAUCCCAUCAUCCGCGGUCGCCGUUGCAACAGGGCCAGCAGAUCUUUGACAGGCUUCCUUGGCAGCAAGAUACAUUGAGCGGUCAAUCCGCUGCUGUAAGGCAUUGCCACUCUUGGACAGUGUCGUAAUUGUUAGAGGAGCUUCAUAAUUCUCAAUCAGACUUCCUUAUCUCCUCCCAAG